AGCCGUACUUCUGCGCAUGCGCAGAUCAUUACUGGAAGGGUGAGCUUGAGCAGUGUAAUUUAAUGGUCGUAAUUACGGAUUUAUGUUGACGAAGUGGUAAUAUAGACUGUAACUAAUCACGUAUGGCUCUCAGAAGGUGUUGGAGGUUUGCAUGGGUUGUCCCGCGGCUGUUAUGGAACAGUACCGUCCUGCCUGGGGCUUCCGUCCCGGGAGGUCGAAGCUCUGUGUCCUGCUUUGGCAACACACACCCCGGUUGCAAAACUACAGAGUUGCUGCUCCGCAGGUUCAGUUCAGCGCCACCGAGCACAGAUGUGGGUUAUGAGCAGCUGAAGCAGCUCCUGGCAGGCCGGAAAGCUAUUGUUAUAGAUGUGAGAGAGCCCUGGGAGCUCAGGGAGUACGGCUUCAUCCCCGGGUCAAUUAACGUUCCCCUGGGACAGGUGGACACUGCCCUCCAGCUGGGUCCAGAGGAGUUUCAAGAAAAGUAUGGUGGUGAAAUGCCCCAGCACACAGAUAACAUUGUGUUCACCUGUCUGGCAGGGGUCAGGAGCAAGAACGCCCUCAACACAGCCACCACGCUGGGAUACAAAGAUGUUCAGCAUUACCCGGGUGGAUGGCAAGACUGGGUGAAAAAUGAACAACAUAACUGAUUCAGGGAUAACGGAACAGAUAAAACAUUACAUUCAACAGAACAAUAAAAAACAUUAUUUAAAGCUCUUGUUAAUCAGACAGGAAAAUUCACUUUUCUGUUAUUUUAAGAACCAGUGAUUUGAGUUGUUUUCCUCAUCUGUGAAUCCCAAAGACUGAAUCCCAAAGACUGAAUCCCAAAGACUGAAACCAGAAGGCUCGGCACACAAUCACAUGUCAGCUGCUAAAAAUAUUCACACCUUUGAAGUUACUUGGAAUUUUUUUUCAGCAUAGAACCAUUUAUAAACAUUUACCACUUCUAAACAAACAAAUAUAUAACCAGAGACUAUUCUAAACCUUACUACAAAUAUUAAAAGACAAGUGCUAAAGUUUUUGUUUCCAGACUAUGCAAAUUACUACUUUACUGUGUAUGACUGUGAGUUAAAAUGAAUCCUUCCAUUGCAUAAUAUGAACAGUUCAACAUUUCAAGAUGGUAAAUUGUAAAUAUUAAAUAGCUCGUUGCUCACAGAUGAAACUGUCAGUGCAGUUGUUGCCAACAUGAUUUAAUAAAUAAACUUAUAGUUUUGAUUAACAGUGA
This is a messenger RNA of Siniperca chuatsi (mandarin fish), 1222 nucleotides long. It is a transcript of the gene tstd3, whose product is annotated as thiosulfate sulfurtransferase like domain containing 3. The transcript has 4 exons. The coding region runs from base 123 to 647 and encodes 174 amino acids. Gene Ontology annotation, molecular function: thiosulfate-cyanide sulfurtransferase activity. The record is from RefSeq and is a predicted model, not a curated record. Gene Ontology annotation, cellular component: mitochondrion. NCBI's taxonomy places the organism in Eukaryota, Metazoa, Chordata, Actinopteri, Centrarchiformes, Sinipercidae.